AUGCACUAUUGGCGUCCAUUUUCUGGUGUCAUUAGUCUCUCUGCCGCUGCGAUGCUGCUCGCGUCUCUUCUGAGUAUGGCAAUUCAGCUUUCUGCGAAGGAUAUUAUAUCGUAUGGAGAGGGAAUGACCUCCCAGGGGACUUCUCAGGCGGGUGAGGGCUCUCCGUUACCGUCGUUUCCUGACGGAUCGUCCGCGUUGGUUCGGGAUGCUUCGGCGGUUGCAGGGGUUGCCAGUGAGCGUUUCUACGGUGUUCUAACUUCGGCCGUUGCGAAGUCGAUUUGGGGGUCUGUGCUAAGUCCUUUUAGCCACGGGCUCCUCUGCCGCUGCCUCUUGAUGGGUACCUUAAUUGUUCUUUAUCACCAAGUCUCGCUGUUUGCCCACCUCGCCGCGUACAAAUCGGGGUUGGCAUCUCAAACCUACCUUGUGCAGGAUUCUCUGCAGCGCAUUGUAUCCACCCACCACCCGGAGCGCAUUGCGGUGGUGAGUUCGACCAAAAUCUCGCACAUUCUUAUGAACUGCGGGAAAACCGUAUCGGAUACGCUGGGGGCGCUUCUCACGAAUAUGUUGCCUUCUUUAUUAUCGGCGGCGAUUAUUUUGAUCAUUUUAUUGUACAUCUCCUUUACGCUAACGGUCUGCAUUGGGUUGAUUGUGGGGAUAGUGCAAUACGUGUACCACUUCGUUUGCCGCCAUCAUUCCAUCCGCGAUGCGCAGCUGGCAGCGCAGGAGGCGAUGAUUCACGACACCUUAGCGAACAUCAUUCAGCGCAGCGAGACGAUUUUUGUCGCCAAGUGCGAGGAAUUCGUUUUAGCGAAGCUGCAGGCGAUCCUUCUCGAUCUCACACGCCUUCGCGUCAACUUCGAUCGCGCCAUUCACGGCUACUCCGCCGUCUUCUCGACCGCCAUCACGCUCGUCUUUGUCGCGAUGCUGGGAGUCUUGAAGCAGCUGAACUUCCGUGGCGACCUUGUUUUGAUGGAUAUCGCGCUGUAUUUCAUCUUUUUGUAUCAGUUUGUGGAGCGAAUCCAAUCGCUGAGUGCGGAUUUCGGUCGCCUUCGGAGCGGGUUAGGUCGUCUGCACACCCUGCAGCAGACGUUACGAUGGUUUGACGAGCCUGUGGUGGGGGGGAAGGCGGGCUGUCGGGUGAUCCCCGCAGGGGAUCGCGAUGGGGGGGUUGGGGAAUCCGGCAAGGCCGCCCGCCGCGUGGGGAUGCGGGGAGGAUCCCAUCCCAACCCGAACGCGCGGGCGACGGUUGAGGCUGCGAGCCGCACCUCCAUCCCCCCUAAUACGUCCGCUAAUUCUUCUACUAAUGCGCCUAUGAAGUCCGCUAAGACGUCUGUGAUGACGCCUGGGGGGGCGGUGGGGCCCUCUUUCGCGGGGCCGUUGGUCGUCCUGCACGACGACGCCCACGCCGAUCUCGAGCUUCGCCGAGUGAGCUACGUGUACGGCGUGGCGCCGGCUUUUCUCGGGGUGGAGCCCCCCCCUUCCGCGGGGGAGGGUGGGGGUUUCCCAAGGGGGAUUCGCGAUCUCAGCCUGCGCGCCGCGGCGGGGCGGAUCACCUCGCUUUACGGCCCGAGUGGGUGCGGGAAGAGCACCUGUUUGCGUCUUCUUUCCGGCUUUUUGCGGCCGCAACGCGGGGUGGUCCACACGCGACGUCGUGCGCUGCUGCUCGAGCAGCACCCCGCCGUUUUUCUCGGAAGCGUCGCUGAGAACGUCGUCCUUCGCGACCUCCGUGGGGUCCCCACGGCGCGCGAGGGGGAUGAUCGGAAAGGUGCCAAGACGAAGUCAAAACCCCCCCCCUCGUCCUCCUCCUCCAAGUCUGAGACCUUUGCGUGGAUCGAGAAGAAGCUGAACCUGGCGAUGCGCGAGGCGGGAUGUGAGGACUUCGUCGCGGACCCUUUUCACACCCGUAUCGAGAACGUCAACCAGCCACCGUUCAGUGGGGGGCAGCUUCAGCGGAUUUGCCUUGCGCGGGUAUUCGCGCAAACGCGAUCGUGCUCGCUGGUGCUAUUGGAUGAGCCAACCACCGGUCUCGACGGCGAUACGGUUGAGAAGCUUCUGAUCACAAUCAAGGAGUUGCGCGAUGUGCAUAAAAAAACGGUCCUCAUCUCCACCCAUGAUCAGCGCGUUGCAUCGAUUUCGGAUGCGGUGAUCCAUUUGUCCUGA
Molecule: messenger RNA, 2160 nt
Organism: Phytomonas sp. EM1
Lineage: Eukaryota; Euglenozoa; Kinetoplastea; Trypanosomatida; Trypanosomatidae
Source: the annotation of a GenBank genome assembly